AUGAGGGCUUCGGUUUCAGUUGCAUGGCUGUCGCUGUUAGCGACCAGUGCCUUUGCUCGGUCUACAAGAACCUACGACAGUGAGAUGCUCACGCCUGUCCCGACGCCGCCGGCUGUUAUCAGAGGCAUGCCAGCAGGAGAAUUGGAACGGGUGACUGUCACGAUUACAGUAGGAGUUAGUGUUUGGCUAGGUGAUUCCGAGACUUGCACUGGCGCGCCGGCGGGUACUGUCACGGAUACUGUCACUAAUUCAAUCACCGACACCGUUACUCGAACUGUUUUUGAGACAGGAAAGGUCACCGUAACAGAUACCGUCAGUGUCCCUGCAGCGACUGUCACAGAUGUCUCGACGAAAACUGUCACUAUUGACCAGUCAUCGGUUCCAACCUCGACAGUGAGGACUACUGUUGGUGGUUCAACGGUCACGUCUACUGUCGGCGGUCCAACAGUGACGACGACUGUCGGCGGUUCAACAGUCACGUCUACUGUCGGUGGCUCGACGGUCACGGACGCCUCCACAGUAACAAUUACCAUGGGCGAGUCAACCGUCACUGCGCCAGUAAUGACCUUUCCAGGAACCACCAUGGUGACGAGCGAAACUAUUCCGGGGUCGGUCACCACUAUUCCAGGGCCAGUCACAACCGUUCCAGCGUCGACUCUCACGACAUUCAUCAGUCAGCCUGCCAGCACUGUCACUUUGUCUGGGGGCAUUAGCACCCUACCAGGUUCAACUGCUACCGUGACUGUCACGCGUCCUGGUGGUACAGUGACUGUUGUGGGAUCAACUGCAAUAGUCGACACCGUCACAGCCCCAGGCUCAGAGACCACUGAAAUGGCUCCCACGACCGUGACUGAGACCACCUCCGGUCAGGAAAUGACGCUGACACAAAGCUCCGUCGGCACUACCACCGUCUCCAUCUCAGUCUGUUCCAGUCUCGUCAGCAAUCCAACCUAUACGCCUGCUACGCAGCUACCAAUAGACUAUACUUGGGGUUGCCCACCUGGAUAUCUCUGCCGGCCUCCUCAUACGGGUGACCGUGCCGGCUGCAAUGCUGAAGCCGGUGUUCCUGCUGAUGGCUACGUCUGCGCCCCCUCGGAUUGCAUCCCUGCUCCACCCUUGAUUUACAACCAAUCCGUGGCUAUUGAUGAAAAUGGUCACCACUUCAAUAUCUCUAAGGACUAUUACAACCUUGAUCCGGGUGACUUUGGUCUGAACUACUCCAUCUUCCGGGUUUCAGGCUCCGCAGCGUCUAAGAGGAAACGCGAUACCAAAUCGUUCUGGGACCUCCUCGUCAGCCGAAAUGCCAAGAGAGACAUCUCGGAUAUUCCUGGUCAAUGUUAUAAUGAUUGUAAUGAGGCUGCACUGAUGCCACAAUCACUCGGGAAGACGCCGGAGCUGUGCGAAAGCGACUCUUUCACGGCCGAGUUGGGACUCUGUAAGACGUGCAUCAGCAAUAAUGCUGACUCGGACUCGGAUGAUCAAUAUUCACAAAGAAUGUUGCCGACGUUUGCACAGUACCUGAAUUAUUGCUCUGGUCUGGCGACGACUUCCACAAGUACCACAGCAGGGACGACUGCUACCAGCACCACGGCCUCAACAGAAGCCACUACAACGAGCACCCAGACGACUGAGAGCACAGCUGCCAUAAGCACUUGGACUGGGGAAACAACCAGCACAACCCCGACAACUCCAGUAGCUGGACUGAGCACAACCACGGUGGAGGUGUCUAGGACUGAAAGCAUCCGGACCCCCGACGAAAGCGCAUCCAGCAGGGGACCAGUUGCCACCGGCGACGUUGAUAGCUCAUCGACCACAGUAUCCAGUAGUCCCAGUGGCACGGCAACCCCGUCUGCCUCUUCUACUUCAUCCAAUGCGGCAGUAUCAACUAUGGGCGUCCCUCAUAAAGGCUUACUAAGUCUGCUGCUGGCUCUUUUCGCAACUCCAUUCUUCUAA
Aspergillus chevalieri is the source of this 1953-nucleotide messenger RNA. RefSeq lists its product as uncharacterized. The transcript is spliced from 2 exons. The coding region runs from base 1 to 1953 and encodes 650 amino acids. The record is from RefSeq and is a predicted model, not a curated record. NCBI's taxonomy places the organism in Eukaryota, Fungi, Ascomycota, Eurotiomycetes, Eurotiales, Aspergillaceae.